Nomia melanderi (Alkali bee) is the source of this 1269-nucleotide messenger RNA. It is a transcript of the gene KdelR, whose product is annotated as ER lumen protein-retaining receptor. Gene Ontology annotation, molecular function: ER lumen protein retrieval receptor activity. NCBI's taxonomy places the organism in Eukaryota, Metazoa, Arthropoda, Insecta, Hymenoptera, Halictidae. Gene Ontology annotation, cellular component: membrane. The record is from RefSeq and is a predicted model, not a curated record. Gene Ontology annotation, biological process: protein retention in ER lumen.
CUCAAAAUGAGGUUGAACAGUCGGCCAUCUGCUGAUGUUGCAGCCAAAGCCACGUCAUAUUUUGUAUGCUUUGUGAGUUAGGUCUGUGAAGUCUUUACUUUCUUAGGAAAAAUACCUCUGUGAAACUGAAAAUAUGAAUAUAUUUCGACUAUUAGGCGAUUUAUCGCAUAUUCUUGCGAUCAUCAUUCUACUACUUAAAAUAUGGAAGACGCGGAGUUGUGCCGGUAUUAGUGGCAAGUCACAAAUUUUAUUUGCAAUUGUAUAUACAAUGCGUUACCUAGAUCUGGUGACAGCAUAUAUUUCAGCAUAUAAUACACUGAUGAAAAUCAUUUUUAUAGCAACUUCUUAUGCUACAGUGUUUCUAAUGUAUAUGAAAUUUAAAGCAACAUAUGAUCAUAAUCAUGAUACAUUUAGAAUUGAAUUUUUAAUACUGCCCACAUUUGUAUUGGCAUUAUUAAUCAAUCAUGAAAUGAAUAUUGUUGAGGUUUUAUGGACAUUCAGCAUUUACCUAGAAUCAGUAGCGAUAUUGCCACAAUUGUUUUUGGUGUCAAAAACAGGAGAAGCAGAAAGCAUUACCAGUCACUACCUUUUCGCUUUGGGCUCAUACAGAGGACUUUAUCUGUUAAAUUGGCUGUACCGUUAUUAUGCAGAAGAACAUUAUGAUCUAAUUGCUAUAGUCGCUGGUUUAGUACAAACAAUUCUUUAUUGUGAUUUUUUUUAUCUCUAUAUUACCAAAGUACUAAAAGGCAAAAAAUUACAAUUACCUGCUUAGCUGUUCAAAACUAUUAUUAUUUGAAAAAAAAUGUAAGCCCUCUUCUUGACGGUAUUAUAUUAAUUGAGUUUAUAUAAAUUUUGGCAAUAUUUAAAUUAAGGAAUGCUGCUGUAUAAAGUGUACAUUUUAUUAAGCACAAAGCAUUCCACUUUUUCAUAUGUUUGCUAAAUAUUCAAUAUAGUAGUGCACGGUUAAAUUUACAUGACUUAUUCUCACUUUUCUUCCAUUACUCGGUGUUUUGAGCUUGACAAUGCCUUAUCUCAAUGGGCAAAGGUAGAGAAUGAAUACAAUGAAAAGAAAAGAAAUAGAUGCACAUCAAUAGAUUGCUGACAUUAAAAAAGUAAUCAUGCCAUGAAGAAAAUUUCGGUUUACAAUUAUGAAGGUAUGACGAAAAUGAUUGAAAUGAAAUUUUCUUUCUUGUAUGUUUAUUUUUCUCAGUCCUGGAGAAUCAUCCUGGAGUAUCGAGUUCCUUUCGUCGUUGUUCGACGUACUGUGUC